Nerophis lumbriciformis (worm pipefish) is the source of this 3018-nucleotide messenger RNA. Lineage: Eukaryota; Metazoa; Chordata; Actinopteri; Syngnathiformes; Syngnathidae. The record is from RefSeq and is a predicted model, not a curated record.
AUGAGUCGAUUCCGUGCGCUAGCCGGCGUUUUAAAAGCUAGCUUAGGAGCUACGUGGCCGCGACCAAUUGCGGUAACUCCAACUCCCAGGAGACUUUGCUCCUCUGAUGCUUCAACCACCCAAGCCGUCACCAGCAGCUCCAGCUACGUGGAGGACAUGUACUUUGCCUGGUUGGAGGAUCGUAACAACGUCCACGAGUCGUGGGACGCCUUUUUCCGGAACGUUCCUAAGACCGGCGACGAAGAGGAGAGUCGCCCCUCGACGCUAAUCCGCGAUCGAGUUGCGUCUCGUUCGCCGGACGUGACGCAGAAAGUUGUGGAAGAUCAUCUGGCGGUGCAUACGCUCAUAAGAGCCUAUCAGAUUCGAGGUCAUCAUGUUGCCCAAUUGGACCCGCUUGGAAUCUUAGAUGCUGACCUGGACUCAUUUGUUCCCUAUGACCUCAUCACGACUAUUGAUAAAUUAGCUUUCUACGGUCUGCACGAGUCCGACCUGGACCGGCGCUUCCGCCUGCCUCACACCACCUUCAUCGGCGGAGGAGAAACCACGCUUCCUCUCAGGGAGGUCAUACGUCGACUCGAGGCGUCGUACUGCGGACACGUGGGGGUGGAAUUCAUGUUCAUCAAUAACAUGGAGCAGUGCCAGUGGAUCCGGCAGAUGUUCGAGACUCCGGGAAUCAUGAGCUUCACCGGUGACGAGAAGCGAACGCUGCUGGCUCGUCUCAUCAGAUCAACGCGAUUUGAGGACUUCCUGGCCAGGAAGUGGUCGUCGGAGAAACGCUUUGGACUUGAAGGCUGCGAAGUCCUUAUCCCGGCUCUGAAGACCAUCAUCGACAGCUCCAGCGCCGCCGGCGUCGACAGCGUCAUCAUGGGGAUGCCGCAUCGCGGUCGACUUAACGUCUUGGCCAACGUGAUUCGAAAGGACCUAAACCAGAUCUUCUGCCAGUUCGACCCUAAAUUAGAAGCGGCGGAUGAAGGUUCCGGGGAUGUCAAAUACCAUCUGGGGAUGUACCACGAGAGAAUAAACCGGGGGACGGACAAGAACAUCACGCUGUCCCUCAUGGCUAACCCCUCCCACUUGGAAGCGGUGGACCCGGUGGUGCAAGGCAAGGCCAAAGCCGAGCAGUUCUACAGGGGCGACGCGCUUGGGAAGAAGGUGAUGUCCAUCUUGAUGCACGGAGACGCGGCUUUCGCCGGCCAAGGGGUCGUGUACGAGACGUUCCACCUCAGCGAACUCCCAUCCUACACCACGCACGGGACCAUCCACGUGGUGGUCAACAAUCAGAUCGGCUUCACCACGGAUCCACGCAUGGCCCGCUCGUCACCUUACCCCACCGACGUUGCCCGAGUGGUCAACGCGCCCAUCUUCCACGUCAACGCCGACGACCCAGAGGCCGUCAUGUACGUGUGUCGCGUGGCCGCCGAGUGGAGGAACACCUUCCACAAAGAUGUCGUCAUAGACCUGGUGUGCUACAGACGCUUCGGCCACAACGAAAUGGACCAACCUUCCUUCACGCAGCCGCUGAUGUACAAACAGAUCCGACGGCAGGAGCACGUGCUGAAGAAGUACUCGGACAAACUCAUCGCCGACCGAGUGGUCACACUGCAGGAGUUUGAGGAGGAGGUGGCCAAAUAUGACAAAAUAUGCGAGGAGGCGUAUACCAGCUCCAAGGAUGAGAAGAUCUCGCAUAUACGACAUUGGCUGGACUCACCGUGGCCAGAAUUCUUCACAGCAGAAGGAGAACCCAAGACCAUGAGUUGCCCCCCGACAGGACUGGACACAGAGGUCCUGCAGCACAUCGGCCGCACCGCCAGCUCGGUGCCUUUGGAAGAUUUUACCAUCCAUCCCGGUCUGUCGCGUAUUCUGCGCAGCCGGGGCGACUUGGUGAGCAAGGGUCAGCUGGACUGGGCUUUGGGAGAGUACGUGGCCUUCGGCUCGCUGCUCAAAGACGGCGUCCACGUAAGGCUCAGCGGGCAAGAUGUGGAAAGGGGAACGUUCAGUCACCGCCAUCAUGUUCUUCAUGACCAAAAAGUGGACAAACUCACCUGCAUACCCAUGAACCACCUGUGGGCCGACCAGGCCACCUACACCGUCUGCAACAGCUCUUUGUCCGAGUACGGCGUGCUCGGGUUCGAGCUGGGUUUCGCCAUGGCCAGCCCUGACGCUUUGGUUCUUUGGGAAGCGCAGUUCGGAGACUUCCACAACACGGCCCAGUGCAUCAUCGACCAGUUUAUCAGCUCGGGCCAGGCCAAGUGGGUCCGCCACAACGGUAUUGUUUUGCUCCUGCCGCACGGCAUGGAAGGAAUGGGUCCGGAACAUUCCUCAGCCCGGCCGGAGCGCUUCCUGCAAAUGAGUAACGAUGACCCGGACUACUUUCCGGAGUUCGGAGGGGAUUUUGAGGUGCAGCAGCUGUACGAGUGCAACUGGAUCGUGGUCAACUGCUCCACGCCCGCUAACUACUGUCACGUGCUCCGACGGCAGAUUCUGCUCCCUUUCAGGAAGCCGUUGAUUAUAUUCACUCCCAAAUCUCUGCUGAGGCACCCCGAUGCCCGAUCCAGUUUUGACGACCUGGCCAAAGGCACGAAAUUCAAGAGACUGAUCCCGGACGACGGCCCGUCCUGUCAAAACCCCGACCGAGUGAAAAGGGUCAUCUUCUGCACAGGGAAAGUCUUCUACGACCUGAGCAAAGAGAGGAUGCGACAGAACCUGGAGGAAGAGGUCGCCAUCGUCAGACUAGAACAGAUCUCACCGUUCCCUUUCGACUUGGUCAAAAGCGAGGCGGAAAAGCACGAGGGCGCCGAGCUGGUGUGGUGUCAGGAGGAGCACAAGAACAUGGGUUACUACGACUACGUGAGGCCUCGAUUCCUCACCGUGGUGGCCAACAAGCGUCCCGUCUGGUAUGUCGGGCGGGACCCCGCCGCCGCCCCCGCCACGGGGAACAAGUCGACCCACCUGAACGAGCUGAAACGCUUCCUGGACGUGGCCUUUGACCUGAGCGCCUUCCACGGGAAGACAACCUGA